UUCACAGGGCGAAUGUGACAAGUGCAAAUUGAUUGAAUACAGCAAACUGAAAAACAUGCUACUGGAUGUCCAGAAUCAAAAAUACAUUCGGUACCGAAAUAAGAAGGAAAAUAAUGACAAGAUGUCCCUCAAAAAAUUGUUGGUCGACAACAUGUUUGAAUAUUUUGAUUCAAAUAACGACGGGCUUGUAGACAGCAAUGAACUUGCUCAGGUAAUUAAACAGGAUCGGCUUGGAAAGGAUCUCUCUCAGUGCUCAUUAUUUGAUCUGCUGAAAUAUGAUGAUUACAAUAGUGACAAGCAUCUAACACAGGAGGAAUUUUACAGAGCAUUCCAGGUGGUUCAAUUGAGUCUGGCAGAAGAUCAGAAAGUGAGUGUAACUACGGCAACAGUGGGGCAGAGUGCAGUCCUAACAUGUUCAAUUCAGGGAAUCCUCAGGCCACCAAUAAUUUGGAAACGCAACAAUAUUGUUCUUAAUAACUUGGAUCUGGAAGAUAUCAGUGAUUUUGGAGAUGAUGGCUCACUGUAUAUAACCAAGGUAACCACAACUCACAUGGGAAAUUAUAGCUGCCAUGCAGAUGGUUAUGAAAAACUGUACCAGACUCAUAUCCUGCAAGUGAAUGUGCCUCCAGUUAUUAGGGUUUACCCCGAGAGUCAAGCUCGUGAGCCAGGUGUGACCGCAAGUCUCAGAUGUCAUGCUGAAGGCAUUCCGAAUCCCAUGAUCAAUUGGUUGAAAAAUGGAGUUGACAUUAUGCCCAAACUGUCAAAGCAGCUUACUCUGCAAGCAAAUGGAAGUGGAGUGCACAUUAGCAAUGUGCGCUAUGAAGAUACUGGAGCUUAUACUUGCAUUGCCAAGAAUGACGCAGGAGUGGAUGAAGACAUCUCAUCUCUGUUUGUGGAAGACUCAGCCAGAAAGACACGAUUGGGAGUAGGAAACAUGUUCUAUAUAUUUUAUGAAGAUGGGAUCAAGGUGAUUCAGCCAAUUGAAUGUGAGAUUCAGAGGCACAUUAAGCCCUCAGAGAAACUCCUAGGGCAUCAGGAUGAAGUCUGCCCUAAAGCUGAGAGUGAAGCCUUCCAGCGAUGCGUUUGGGCUACUGCGGUGAACGUCAAAGACAAGUACAUCUACGUGACGCAGCCAAAGCUGAACAGGGUGCUGAUUGUUGACAUUCAGUCCCAGAAAGCAGUGCAGGUCGUAGUCACUGAUCCAGUUCCAGUAAAACUUCACUAUGAUAAAUCACAUGAUCAAGUCUGGGUUCUUAGCUGGGGUGAUAUGGAGAAAACAUCACCAACACUGCAGGUAAUUAAUCAGGCCAGUGGGAGUGCAGCCCAUCACACGAUCCAUACUCAACCAGUCGGCAAACAGUUCGAUAGGGUGGAUGAUUUUUUCAUUCCAUCUACAACUCUCAUCAUUAAUCAUAUCAGGUUUGGAUUUAUUCUUCACAAAGGUGAACCAGCCCUUCACAAAAUUGAUCUUGAAACCAUGAUGUAUAUCAAGACCAUCAGUUUGAAAGACUAUAAUUGCAUUCCACAGUCACUUGCCUAUACUCAUCUUGGUGGAUAUUACUUUGUUCACUGCAAUGCUGACAACACUGGAGCGACCGAGCCACAGAUUAUAGUGGAUAGUGUCACAGAUUCUGUCAUUGGUUACAAUGGUGAUAUAACAGGUGCACCUUACGUUUCUCCAGAUGGACAUUAUUUGGUCAGUAUCGAUGAUCAAAAAGGGCUCUUAAGAGUCCAGACCAUCACCAUCCAAGGGGAAAUCCUCGAAUCCUUUGACAUUCACACCAAUUUACACAUCUCCGAUGCCACCUUCCAACCUUCUUUCACCGAAGCCAACCAGUACAAUAUCUUCGCUAGUUCAGGUGUGCAAACAGAGGUGCUCUUCGUGGAACUUUCCACAGGGAAAGUGAAGAUGGUGAAGAGUCUGAAGGAACCCAUGAAGACUGAAGAAUGGCCAUGGAACAGUAAAAAUCGAAUUAUUGUGGACAGUGACCUGUUUGGCCAAUAUCUGAUGACACCAUCCAAGGAAUCACUGUUUAUUCUUGAUGGAAGGCUUAAUAAAUUAAACUGUGAGAUCACAGAGGUGGAAAAAGGCAACACAAUAAUCUGGGUAGGUGAAGCAUAAAAGGAAAGGUUGAUAACCUAUCCCCUGGUAUGUAGUUUGCCACUGCACCUAGAUUGCAACUUGCAUUAGAGAAAUUCUGUUCUUUUAUAGACUGCAAAAGGUACCUAAUUAAUGUAAAACGAGUUUGCAGAUACAAAGACCACGAACUUCCAAGUGACAUAGAUAAUAAUUGGAGUUUUCUAAUUUAUUAGUGCUUUUAACUACAAGAUAGGUUGCAAAUUUAAAUUGUGCAAUGAGGCUACUAAAUGUUUUAGUUAUGGAAAUUCUAAUAGCUGCAGGGAAUUAUAGAAAACCUACUAACACCCAGUUGUGUGUUUUAACCCUCUUUUUUUCAGAGCUGCUUGCAAAGUAUUGACUUUUGCUUGUGGAUACUGAUUCAAAAAUUCUCUUGUUUAAUCUGAAAAAUCCAGAAUUGUUUGUCAGCGUUUUUGUGCCUUGAAGGGCUAAUUAUGCAGGGAGAGGGUUAAUUAGUCCCACCAUGGCCUCAAGUUGUUUAAUACUAGAGGAUCCUGCAUACCGUUAUUAAUGCCAACACCUGGUCCAAACAAGUGCUGACUAACUCGGUAACACAAUACCUUUUCAAAAUUGAAUUAUAGAGCAUGAGGAAAAGCAACUUGUUCCCCUUCCUCAAAAGACAUUCUGUCAACUCUAAAUCAGCAUACAUCAAACUGUUUAACAUUGUUAGAAUAAUGUAAAAGAAAUCUAACAAUCAAUUUAUAGUUAAAUGUGGCAGAGAAAAUUGUGCUGUACUCCAAUAAUGGCUGAUAAUACUGUAUUUUUAGAUUUAAUUUGAGUCUUACUGGAUUGACUUGUUACUCAACUAGUUGUGUCUUGUGAUCAGGAUUUUAUACCCAUGACCAUGUCUAUAUAUAGCAUCUGCUAGGCUCUGUGUUUUCCAUCUAUUAGUUGGGAAAAUAAGGUAUGCGGGAAGAAUCCAUUUCUAUGCUCGACUGCACUGCAGCUGACUGAUAAAUUGUUGAAGUUUGUAGUAACUGAAAUGGUCCCCUUUUUUACCGGUAAUGUUCUAUCUUGUGGGCAUCUAGAGUAUGAAAAGUCUCUAUGUAAACAUGUGUCUGUCAAAUAUACAUUUUUUCUGUGUCCUGUGAUAGAUUUCAUAAUUUGUGAA
Messenger RNA from Hypanus sabinus (Atlantic stingray), 3248 nucleotides. It is a transcript of the gene fstl5, whose product is annotated as follistatin-like 5. Gene Ontology annotation, biological process: axon guidance; homophilic cell-cell adhesion; dendrite self-avoidance. The record is from RefSeq and is a predicted model, not a curated record. The coding region runs from base 56 to 2122 and encodes 688 amino acids. The transcript has 12 exons. Gene Ontology annotation, molecular function: calcium ion binding; cell-cell adhesion mediator activity. Gene Ontology annotation, cellular component: plasma membrane; axon. Lineage: Eukaryota; Metazoa; Chordata; Chondrichthyes; Myliobatiformes; Dasyatidae.